This is a messenger RNA of Aspergillus mulundensis, 849 nucleotides long. RefSeq lists its product as uncharacterized. The record is from RefSeq and is a predicted model, not a curated record. The transcript has a single exon. The coding region runs from base 1 to 849 and encodes 282 amino acids. Lineage: Eukaryota; Fungi; Ascomycota; Eurotiomycetes; Eurotiales; Aspergillaceae.
AUGGGUGGUCCAACAGGAUCUGGCUGGGUUCCAAAAACGCUGAGGAUUGUCUUGACUCUAUUGUUUCCAAUACUUCUCGUCAUCGCAAUUCAGGAAAUUUCGUGUCCCCAAUGUUCCUGGCCGCAAGAAGCCUGGAUUUGGGAUCAUCUGGGUGCUAGGUUUAGUUCCUGGCACCGACAAACUGAACAGGCAUCAUCUACCAAUAAGUCUCCGGGUGUCUGGCUCGACGACAGCAGCAAUAAUGUGAGCCGAAAUAUACCGAGAUGUACCCUCCCAACGACCCGGCACUCCAUCACCACCGGCCUAACAUCCUGCUAUCCGUCCUCAGGCGGAAUCUGGGUAUCCGAGCUUGGUCCUUUGGAACUACAACACCUCAGUAUCAACCGCUUCGACUCCUCAGAGCGAUCGUGGAACACCGACGAAGAAGAGUCCUUCUGCCACCGGUUACGAGUGUUCGGGGGUGAAUGGUACAAUAUCUCCGCGGACGAGAUACCCAUUCUACCAGACGAGAACGGAAAGAUGCACUGCGCGCCGUUGGAGGACCUAGCUCCCGUGUUCGAGAUUCGGCGGUACGUCGGCUUCCCUGAGACGGGGGGUGUGCUGGUUCUUGCGCCCGAUGGGGAAGGCAGGUUUCCGGAGAACAUGUCAAUUGUGUUGAAUGCGUUGAGUAUGGAGGAGCGAUGUAUGGCGCUGAGGAGACAAGGCGCGGUCUUUUGUCCGGAUUUCAAGGAUUGCUCUGUUCUUGAGGAUCUGCGGAGGGAACCGUGGGAGUGGGCGGGUGAGCGUGGGUUCCCCGGGUGGGGAUCAAAUGAUCUUGAACCAGAUUGGAGUUGGUGCGGGACCAAUUGA